Alexandromys fortis (reed vole) is the source of this 1341-nucleotide messenger RNA. RefSeq names its product chromosome unknown C1orf131 homolog (gene Fsaf1). The record is from RefSeq and is a predicted model, not a curated record. Bases 62 to 928 code for a protein of 288 amino acids. NCBI's taxonomy places the organism in Eukaryota, Metazoa, Chordata, Mammalia, Rodentia, Cricetidae. The transcript is spliced from 7 exons.
CGCGCAGGAGCGCCGGAAGCGGAAGUGCCUCCUUGUGGGCUGGAUUUGAAGAUCCGUGCAGAUGCCCAUGGCUGCGGCGGCGGAACGAGAAUCGGACUCCGCAGAGCCUCCUGGCUCUGAGACACUCCUGGAUGAGGUGCUGCGGAACCUCUACGACCUGGGAGAGACCGAAGGUGAAACAGAGCCUAAAAGGAUCAAGAAGAAGAGAGAAAAGAAGAGAGACGUGGAGACCACAGCAGAGGUUACAGCAGCGCCACUCCCCCUGCCUGGAUCUCUCGUAAAGGGCCAGAGGAAGAGUGCUUCCAGCUUUUUCAAGGAACUCAGAGAAGAGCUACACUCUGCUUCCGCUGCCCCCUCAGCUCCCCCUUCAGGAGCAGAAGUCCCUGCUGCUAAUGUGGUGUCGCUCUCUGCCCCAGAGAACAACAGCAGGCUCGUGGAAGUGGUGGAGUUUCAGAGCAGAAGUAAAAGAAAACCAAAACCAGAUCAAGAUGAGCAUGCAAAGGAUAAAACAAGGGCCCUUGAAAAAGAUGUGGGUAUUCAAGAAUUUAACCUAGAAAAGGCUCGUUUGGAAGUACACCGCUUUGGGAUCACGGGCUAUGGCAAAGGAAAAGAGAGAGUCCUGGAACGGGAGCGAGCUAUCGUGCUGGGGGCUAAGGCUCCGAAAAGAAGUUACGUGAAUUACAAGGUUUUACAGCAACAAAUCAAAGAGAAAAGGAGAGCGCAGGAAGAAGAAGAGAGAUUGGCCCGGGACACAGACAUUUUCAAGAAAAAGAAGAGGAAAGUACAUGAGGACAGGAGAUCCAAGAAGUCUGCUCCCAGCAUUUUGUCAAAUGGAAAAGUUGGACAAGUUGGAAAAUUCAGAAAUGGAACAUUGAUUCUAAGCCACGCUGAUAUCAGGAAAAUAAAUUCUUCCAGAGUAGCAAAAUGAUGAACUUUGUCAGCUCCAGAGAGGAAUAGGUACCGUGACAGCGCGGACACAGGACCACUGAACUGCAGACCGCACUUCAUGUCCCUCGGGGUCUCUUCAUGAGGAGCAAGACGGAUAAACAGGGUGGUGACCUGCUGAGUGCGGGCCAGGCCCAGGCUCCACUCGGGUUUCUGGUUGCUAGUGUCAGCACACUUGGUUCCAGUCCUCCUUUUCAUAGUUUCACUGUCUCCUGAGUGUUUGUGAUUGCUGUUACAGUGCCUUUUGGACUUCUGAUGACAGUGUUACUGUGUCAUGAAAGAACUAAGAACUCUUGUCAUCGUUCGGUUUUCUGGAAAAGCAGUCCUAUUGUCAACCUGCUUUGUGUAAAAUCCAUUUUGUAAGAAUUUUCAAAAAUACACAUCUGUUGUAUGAGG